AUGUGGGGACCCGGGGUCACCGCCGAGGGCCUGUCAGUGGCGCCCGCGCCGCCGCCUCUGCUGCCGCUGCUUUUGCUGCUGGCGCUGGCGCUGGUGGCGCCCUCGCGGGGCGGCGGGGGCUGCGCGGAGCUGGCGUGCGGGGAGCGCGAGCGCUGCUGCGACUCGGCCAACGCCACGGCGGUGCGCUGCUGCAAGCUGCCGCUCCACGCCUUCCUCGACAACGUGGGCUGGUUCGUCCGCAAGCUCUCGGGGCUGCUCAUCCUGCUCGUGCUCUUCGCCAUCGGCUACUUCCUGCAGCGCAUCAUAUGCCCCAGCCCACGCAGGUACCCGCGCGGCCAGGCACGACCCGGUCCGGCACGACCCGGGCCUCCUGGGGGCGCCGGGCCAUCGGGGGACACGGGGCCGCCUGACGACGACGAUGCGCCCGCUCUGCUGCGCGACGAGGCGGCCGCCGGCUCGCAGGACUCGCUGCUGGACAGUGGCAGUGGCGGUGGCCGAGGCCGGGGAGGAGGCGGCGGGCGCCUGGCCCCGUCCUGCGCCUCGGAGCACGAGCUGCGGGUCGUCACGCCCGCCUUCCUCCAGCUGCCCAGCUACGAGGAGGUCAAGUACCUGCCCACCUACGAGGAGUCCAUGAGGCUUCAGCAGCUCAGCCCUGGGGAGGUCGUGCUGCCGGUGUCGGUGCUCGAUCGUCCACGAGGCGGCGGUGCCGGGGACCCCGACGGCGGCGAGGGCCGCUUCCCGCUCAUCUGA
This is a messenger RNA of Castor canadensis (American beaver), 750 nucleotides long. The record is from RefSeq and is a predicted model, not a curated record. NCBI's taxonomy places the organism in Eukaryota, Metazoa, Chordata, Mammalia, Rodentia, Castoridae.